CCGCACUCGUUCUGGAGGCAAAUGCGGUGAGGCUCACUGGUGUACCGGCGAAGCAUCGGCAGUCGUGCAGCCAGCCAAGGUAGGCGAGAGCCAGCGAGCCACACCCACAGGGAAUGAGGUCACGUGUCACACCGUCGCGGCUUCCUCGUUGGGAAGGCCUUCCACGGUCUGGCUAUGGGGCAUAAUCGCGCAUGCGCCUCACCAAUGGCAAAGCCAAUCCAUGGAUGCAGCAUGGAGGCUGGCCAGGUCCAGCCAACCAGCAGACCCUGCGCAACCGUCAAACUGUGGCAUCGCAACGGCGCGGUUUGGACGUGUGGACUCGCAGUUUGUAUUACCAUAACAUGGACGGUAAUUGGGAGGCGUUGGCCAGGCGACGCAGGGCGAGCAGGGCCUCUGAUUCGGCCGAUAUGGGACAUGUAAUGAAUUGCUAAGGCUGGUUUGAGGCAGGCCCCGACGCGCCCCUUAGCCGCGAGGGCCGUGCUCAAU
This is a messenger RNA of Alternaria alternata, 486 nucleotides long. RefSeq lists its product as hypothetical. The record is from RefSeq and is a predicted model, not a curated record. Bases 175 to 420 code for a protein of 81 amino acids. Lineage: Eukaryota; Fungi; Ascomycota; Dothideomycetes; Pleosporales; Pleosporaceae. The transcript has a single exon.